AUGACUGAUGUUUUGUCGUCUGCUGAUUUGAUCAGAGGUCUUGCCAAUGUAGGUCAGGGUAACUUUGAUGGGGGCGGUUUCAAGCUUGGGAAGGGCAAGGACGAUAAGGACAAGGACAAGGGCAAGGGCAAGGACAAGGACAAGGACAAGGACAAGGGCAAUGGCAUGGGCAAGGGCAAGGGCAAGGGCAAGGACGAUGGCAUGGGCAAGGGCAAGGGCAAGGGCAAGGGGCAAGGGCAAGGGGCAAGGGGCAAGGGGCAAGGACAAGGACAAGGGCACAAGGACAAGGACAAGGGCGAUGGCAUGGGCAAGGGCAAGGGCAAGGGAAAGAACAAGGACAAGGGCAAGGACAAGGAUGGCAAGAAUGGCAAAGAGAAGGAUAAAGAAAAACUCGCAGCUACCAAGACGAAGAAGAUGGCACUCAAGAUGGAGUUUCCACGUUUCAAAAUACGAACGAUUCCCCAUUUCCCCAAACCUCCGUGUUCCCCACCAAACCCCUUCCUCCCUCCCCCACUCUUCCCCACCCCUGGCGAUGCUCGACACACCCUGGCGUCACGUGACUACCUGCAAAGAGUAUGGAGCCGCCUAUAUGACCCUUUCACGUUUCGAUGUAACAGUAUCGGGGGAAGCAAGCCCAAGGUGGCUACACCUGGGGUCGUGUCUAAGAUCGAGGACCUCAAGAGGAACAAUCCAACUAUGUUUGCUUGGGAGAUCCGUGACAGACUUCUAGCGGAAGGCGUGUGCACUCAGUCCAACCUCCCCAGUGUCAGCUCCAUCAACCGCAUCCUCCGGAACAGAGCCGCGGAACGCGCUGCCGCAGAGUACGCCAAGAUGGCGACGCACGUGCUGCAGCCUCUCUACCAUCCUUUAUGGGGAUCAGCAGUGACGCCACCUAGCAGCCUUCAACAGAGUAGUCGCCCCUUUGUCAAACCGCAGGAUCCCUGGAUCCUGGAGAGAGAUUGUGAAUCUUCAGAUGAAGAUCCGCUAGGCAGCAGCCCUGACAGUUCCGACCAUCACCAGAAACUGAGGAGGAACCGCACCACCUUCACCCAGGAGCAGCUGGAGGUGCUUGAGAAGGAGUUUCACCGGACUCACUAUCCCGGGGUUGCCACCCGUGAAGACCUCGCCGCCAAGACCAACCUUUCGGAGGCCAGGGUGCAGGUGUGGUUUUCCAACAGACGGGCGAAAUGGCGACGUCACCAGCGUCUCAAACUCCUACACACGUCAUCUCCCUUCGUCUUCCGCUACCCGUCGCUUCCAGUCCCCAGCCCCAACCCGAUGGAGACAUUCCGACUGUUGCCGGGGUUACCCCCAGCGUCACUAGCCGGCGCGAGUGACCUCAGCCGUAUGACCUCAGUACGUGAGACCUUGACCCCGCCAACCCCACGCCUGACUCUGGGCAGUGAACAUUCUGCUUUCCAGCCCCUUGAGAAGUCCCCGGCGUCGGAAUCAGCCACACCCAAAUCCCCUCCCCCUUCGUGAACGGCACGUGAGACAAUCAUAUCGUCAUCAGUUGUUUCCAUAUUUGGUGAACUGCUUCCAGAGACAAUAUUCACCACCACGGAUUGUGGACCCAUUGAAAGGAACGUGUACAGUUAAGUUGAUUCUGAAACAAUAAUCACAUUGUUAUCGGGGGUUUCCACACGUUUCUUUCAUCUGGACAGUCCAGUUUCUGAAGAUCCCUCCAUGUUACCAGGACGACUGGUCAAGAAAGGUCCGCUUACACCAACAGGGUAGGCCAUGUGAGCUGCCAACUCCACUUCGGUACGCGGGACGCCGGACGCCGAGCCCCGUCACUCCGAGUGCCACAGUGCAGAACGCUGUAUGCCAUGAAAAUGAUUAUCUGGUCCGAGGAUGCCAAUUUGUUGAAAUAAUUUGUCAUAUUUAAUUCUUGUAAAGUGUAAAGUCAAUGAAAAGGACAUGUAAACUCAUGACCACGCAUGGUAAAGCAUUCUGUGUGAAAUCUGUCUUAUCUUACUUUCACCAGCUGUGUAUCUGGCUAUGGUAUCAUACAAGCGUUAUCUUCAAAUCACAUUCAAGACAUGCCACCAAGACUGUCAUCCUUGGUAAUUCUUGAAUGGGCUCCUGUCUACCUAAAUAGAUAAUAGCGAUUUGCUUCCUGCGCAAGUGAACAGGGGAACCAGUUGAUACGAUCGCUCGAGUUUGCGGUUCGGUCAUAUGCGGGAACUAUUUGUAAAACCGGAUAAUGUUGCUUCUAGUCAAGAAAAUACAUGAUGGAAACCGCACUUAUUAAACCAGCUAAUCACAUUAAUGCAAGACGUUUGUUAGCAAUAUGGCGAACUUGAGGCAAGAAAAGGACCGAACUUGUGCCCAUAUAGGACAGUGCUAGCAUGAAGAGUUAUCUCCCAUGAUAAAGUAACUUCGAGGCAGAAUUUGGAAACAGUCUGACCUAAGUCAUCGACAUAGGCACAAGUGAAAAAUGGACAAUAAUUUAUUUCACAUCACCAACAGGUGGUUUAACCAGUUAAGAUAUGCAGCGCUGUUUAUGCAAAUGUUUUACAUCUAGUCAAUGAAUGGCAUGAAUAUGCAGAUUUUUCUCUGUACGUUUUCUCUGUAUAUAUUUACGCCAUACAAUAAAGUCCCAUCUGGACAUGUAUCAUGAA
This is a messenger RNA of Haliotis rubra (blacklip abalone), 2624 nucleotides long. RefSeq names its product paired box protein Pax-6-like. Gene Ontology annotation, biological process: anatomical structure development; regulation of transcription by RNA polymerase II. The transcript has 8 exons. NCBI's taxonomy places the organism in Eukaryota, Metazoa, Mollusca, Gastropoda, Lepetellida, Haliotidae. Gene Ontology annotation, molecular function: DNA-binding transcription factor activity, RNA polymerase II-specific; RNA polymerase II cis-regulatory region sequence-specific DNA binding. The record is from RefSeq and is a predicted model, not a curated record. The coding region runs from base 1 to 1482 and encodes 493 amino acids.